ACUUUUACAUACUUUUUACUACCUUUACAUAAUUUUACAUACUUUAUCAUACUUUAUCCUCAUACUUCCCCAUUGCAGUUGACCGUUGACAAGUCCUACUCUCUUACAAUCUUUACUGCGUUAAUUACUAUCGUAAAUGUAAAUAAUGUGAUAAAAUUAUUUAAUUAUAGUAA
Rhizophagus irregularis DAOM 181602=DAOM 197198 is the source of this 173-nucleotide messenger RNA. Lineage: Eukaryota; Fungi; Glomeromycota; Glomeromycetes; Glomerales; Glomeraceae. The record is from RefSeq and is a predicted model, not a curated record.